GCCCCUCCUCCCCGCACUAGGUGGGGCGGGGCGAGCGGUGGCACCUCCCUCGCUGCCGUGCCGGGUUGCUGGGGAGCUAGCUGUUCAGUGCGCUCAUUAACCAGCAGCUGCCCCACGCUGCCCUGCACCGCCCCCUCCGCUUCGGGACACCUGGGGCAGGAGCCGAGCAAGCGAGCCGGGAGGCAGGUCCGCAGUCUCCUGCGGGAACUCGAAGAAUCCCGGGGCGGGGUCAGGGCAGCGCAGCGCCUCGAACCCAGGGACUAGCGGCGAGGAGAGAAGCGCCCAGGUACCAGGAGAACUGUGAGAAGGGAAGCUCGGGACCUGCCUAGAAGAGCGGGGCGCAGCUGCCCUCCCGCCCGGCCAGGCUGCGGGGAUGGAAGACACCAGCUCGCCCUAGAUGGACCGCGAUGCCGCCUGGAGAGACCACCCCGGAUCGCUGAUGGAAACCCGGACUGAGGCCAGCGGUGACGCUCAGCCGGGGGGCGGCGGCGGCGGCAACGCGGACGGUGAAGAGUCCUCGGCUGCAGCAGAUCCCAGUGCCCAUCCCCAAUCGAAGAAGAUGCCGGAGCCCAGCAUAAAUGUGGCUGCAGCAGCAGCGCCCAAGGGCAGCCGGGCAGUUCCAAAUCGGUGCGUCAAGGACCCCAAGCUAGUGCACCAGCGCUUCCUGCGGCGCAGCGUAGUGGACUCAGACCAGGAGGAGUUACCGGGUUUGGAGCCCCCAGAACCGGAGCCAUCCCCGCAACCCCCGCAACCCUUGCGCAAGGUCCUGCUGCUCUCCAAGACGCGCCGGCUCAUUGCGGAGCGGGCUAAGGGUGGAGGGGCGCGCGCGGCUCCUGAAGUCCCCAGGACCCCACCGCCACCAGCAGGCUCCCCGGUCCCCGAAGCUGCCCAAGAGGCGAGCCCAGGCCCCGGUAGCCUGGGGGAGGGGGUGGCCACUGCGAGUGUAGCAGCUUCUUCGGCUCCGGAGAGCAGCCAGGAUGUGGAGAAGAAGGAGAUUGCCACUGUGGCAGCCUCCUCGGCUCCGGCGGAGGUGAAGGCUGAACCCGGGCCCACCAAGAAAGAGGAGCCUGAGGAGGAGGAGGAAGAUGAUGAAGACGACUUGAAGGCGGUGGCAACGUCCCCAGAUGGCAGGUUCCUCAAAUUUGAUAUUGAGCUGGGUCGGGGCUCUUUCAAGACAGUCUACAAGGGGCUGGACACUGAGACCUGGGUGGAAGUGGCCUGGUGUGAACUUCAGGAUAGAAAACUGACAAAGUUGGAGAGACAAAGAUUUAAAGAAGAAGCUGAAAUGUUGAAAGGCCUGCAACAUCCAAACAUUGUUAGAUUCUAUGACUUCUGGGAGUCUUGCGCCAAAGGGAAGAGAUGCAUUGUGUUGGUAACUGAACUCAUGACUUCCGGAACGUUGAAAACAUAUCUGAAGAGAUUUAAAGUGAUGAAACCCAAGGUUCUCCGCAGCUGGUGCCGGCAGAUCCUGAAAGGCUUACUUUUUUUGCACACGAGGACUCCGCCAAUUAUUCACAGAGACUUAAAAUGUGACAAUAUUUUUAUCACUGGACCAACUGGAUCUGUGAAAAUAGGAGACCUGGGCCUGGCAACCCUGAAGAGAGCCUCAUUUGCCAAAAGUGUAAUAGGAACCCCAGAGUUUAUGGCCCCAGAGAUGUAUGAAGAGCACUAUGAUGAAUCCGUUGAUGUCUAUGCCUUUGGAAUGUGUAUGUUGGAAAUGGCUACCUCAGAAUAUCCCUACUCAGAAUGCCAGAACGCUGCCCAGAUCUAUCGGAAGGUCACUUGUGGUAUCAAACCAGCAAGCUUUGAAAAAGUACAUGAUCCUGAAAUCAAGGAGAUUAUUGGGGAAUGCAUCUGCAAAAACAAAGAAGAAAGGUAUGAAAUUAAAGAUUUAUUGGGUCAUGCCUUUUUCGCAGAAGACACUGGGGUAAGAGUGGAACUUGCAGAAGAAGACCAUGGUAGGAAAUCUUCUAUUGCCUUAAGGCUCUGGGUUGAAGAUCCUAAGAAACUGAAAGGAAAACCCAAAGAUAAUGGAGCAAUUGAAUUUACUUUUGAUUUGGAAAAGGAAACUCCUGAUGAUGUUGCACAAGAAAUGAUUGAAUCUGGAUUUUUUCAUGAAAGUGAUGUCAAGAUAGUGGCAAAGUCAAUCCGAGACCGAGUGGCAUUAAUUCAGUGGAGAAGAGAGAGAAUCUGGCCUAUUGUUCAGUCUGAAGAGCGCCGGGACUCAGAGAUCUUGGAUAAGUCCAAGCUGCCCCAGGCACAGCUUCAGGUUCAGGUCACGUACCAUUCUCAUGUUGGCCAGCAGACUCCAUUAGAACCUGAGGAGCCCGAAGUUGACCAGCAUCUUUUUCAGCCGAAGCUUCCCACAAGUGCCACAUCAGUGGCAUCGGACAGCACAUUUGACAGUGGCCAAGGCUCCACUGUGUACUCAGAUUCCCAGAGUAGCCAGCAGAGCGUGAUAUACUCUUCCUUGCCCGACACCAUCCCUCCCACUAUUCAGCGUGUCUACAGCCCACCUGUCAGUGAUGGUCAGGUUGUACCGCAGAGUCACCCAUCCCUGGGGCCCUACCAGCAACCUGCAGCGCCUGGACUGACUGUGGGCCCUGUUUCAUCCACUGUGCUCCCUCCAAGACCCCAGCAACAUUACCCAGAACCAGCAAUGACUUUCUCAGUGCAGCCAACUACAGUUGCAUCAGGGCAUAUGGGGCCAGCGCCAUCUAUGUUACCCAGCCAGCAGCCUCCACCCCUGGCUCAGCCAGCUCCAAUACAACAAGUUCUUGCCAGUCAACCCGUGUGCCCACACCAGCCAGCACCUCAUCACUUGUCUCAGUACCCAGCUCCACCUUCACAGGUGGCUGCUGCUACUCAGCUACAGCCCCUGAAGAUGCCACAGGUGCCACUACAGCCGCUUCCUCAAGUGCCACCUGCCCAGAUUCCUCAGUUUCCUGUCAUUCCUCCAAUCACCCCUCUGGCAGGAAUUGACAACCUUCCUCCAAACCUCUCUGAUUUACCUGCAGCAAAUGUGCCCCCUAUUCCUCCUCCUUCUCAGUAUUUUUCUCCAGCUGUGAUUUUGCCAAGCCUUUCCAUAAACCCUGUCGCCCCUCUGCCAGCUACCCCUGCCCUCCCUGUGCAGGCUGUCAAACUCCCACACACUUCCGUGGCGCCUUUGGUCAUGCCCUGCCAAACGAUAGUGCCAAAUAUGUCUGCCACGACGAUACCAUUGCUGGCCGUGGCCCCACAAGGCGUCACCGCAUUACCCAUCCAUCAGGCCGUUGCCCAGCUCCCCCCACAACCACUGUAUCAGGCUGCUUUCCAGCCAAUCAUUCAGAGCGAAGUCCCACCCUCUCCCCAUCACACUCAGAACAUACAAGCGGUCUCCCAGCAGCAGCCUCCGCCGCCACCACCCCAGCCUCAGCUGCCUCCACUUCCUCAGUCCCUUCAGCCAAGCGUAAUUCAUCCUUCAGAACAGGCUAUUCCGGCUUCUGGGGCUGGUAACCAGCAAAUACUCAUUGGACACCCCCCUCCAUAUGGCGUGGAUGUUGCAGCCCAGGUCCCUGUUGUACCAGUUCAGGCAUCAGCAGUCCUAUCUCCACCUUUGCAGUUCCAACCUGAAAUAUUACCUCCCAUCGUUGCUACAGAGCAUCUCCCUCAGAUUUCUGGUACCUUGGCGACCACUACUGUAUCAGUUGAUCAUAGUUUGCCUAUUCAGACAACUGGCCUCCUGCCUCAACCAAACCCACCCCAAUCCCUGAUAUCUUCAGCUUCCAUUCCGUGUCCUGCUAUCCAGUUGACUACAGAACCACCCCAAGAGGAGCAGACAAUCCAAGAGAAACAACCAAACCUCCUGCAGAGCUGUGAAAGCUAUGGAGGUUCUGAUGUGGCUUCAGGAAAAGAAAUGAGUGAUAGCUGUGAAGGUGCAUUUGGAGGAAAACAAGAAGGAAAAUCUUCAAAGAAACAUCAUAGAAAGUCUACCCGCACUCGUUCACGCCAAGAGAAAGCCAAUAAAUCAAAACUAACUAUCCUUAAUGUAUGUAACACUGGAGAUAAAAUGGUAGAGUGCCAAUUGGAAACACACAAUCAUAAAAUGGUAACCUUUAAGUUUGAUCUAGAUGGGGAUGCUCCAGAAGAAAUCGCUACUUAUAUGGUAGAGAAUGAAUUCAUACUUCAGACUGAAAAGGAAACCUUCAUUGAACAAAUGAAAGAUAUCAUUGAUAAAGCAGAAGACAUGCUUAGUGAGGAUCUGGAGUGUGAACAGAGCUCGGAUCAAGGAAUGAGCCCUCAGCAUAAUACCUAUGGACUAGACAUUGGAGAAGAGAAUCGACAGUCUCAACUGAAUGCCCCUGUGUAUCAACAGAAUGUUCUACAUACUGGAAAAAGGUGGUUCAUUAUAUGUCCAGUAGCAGAAAACCCGACAACAGAAGCCCCUGAGUCAUCUCCCCCUCCUCUUUUGUGUCCCCAGCAACCUGAAGGAUAUCAAGAUCCUGAGCCUUGUGAGGACCUGCUGUCACGGACUGAACAACCAAGCAUCUUAGUUGGUUCACAGCUUCCCAUUCAAGCUGGUCUCAGUGACACUCACAGCAGGGCACCCACUCCUUUGGCACAGGUCUCAGUACCUUUGGCUGUCUUGCCAAAUGAGGCUGAAAUAGUAGCUUCAGUGCUGCCAGAGCCAGCUCUAUGUAUCCUCGAGCCAGCUGUGACCGUUGGCCAGGGAGGGACUCCUGCUGAGCAGCCAAUCCCAGCUGGUCAGUAUGAAGCUCCUGCCCCCAGCUCUUCUUUGAUGAUAGAAAAUUGUGAUAUUCAACUUGUUGCAAAGCCUGCCAGCCCACCUGCACAAAAUGUUGACCAAGAUGUUUGUGGCCCUACCUUGGAGGUCCCGUGUUGCGCUGGGGGACGUCGAGAAUCUGUCCUCACUCUUACCAGUUUGGCAACAGAGGCAGGGGUUAUCUCAGAACUUGCCCCAGAACCUCAAGCAAUGCUCUCUGCAGUUCCUGGACCUGAGACCAGCCAGCCAAGUGGAGCUGCUCAUCCUUUGCUCAGUCAAAUGCUUCCUUCAGCUGUUGUGUCAGAACCACCAAGUCUCAAAGGAUCCCAGCUUCCAAGCCCACCUCAAGUCUCCACUGCCAUGCCCCAGCAACCAGUGCUCCCCAGCCAGUCCCAGCCAGUGAGUGGCACUGGCCCUGGAACCAGUCUCCCACAGCCACCAUCUGCAUUUGAAUCUGAUGGAGAGGGACCACCUCCUAGGGUUGGCUUUGUAGAUAACACAAUUAAGAGCCUGGAUGAGAAGCUGCGUAAUUUACUGUACCAGGAGUAUGUUCCCACUUCUUCUGCCUCAGCAGGGACCCCUCUGGAGCAGUGCGACAGUGAAUUCACUCUGGAGCCACUGAGUGAAGGCUUGCUUCCUCCUCUUGCUUUGGCCUCCACCAUUGACUCCUACCAAGCUACCAGUGGUACCACCUCUGCUGCUGAUGAAAAACUACCAUCAUUUAUCCCUGCAGAUGUGUCCUCAUGCCAUGCCCUGACUGGACAGGUGGUGGAAAUGUCAGACAUGAUGCAAAGGGGAGUCAAGCCAUCAGAACUAGAGGGCUCACCGAAAAGUACAGAGUCAUCUCUCAGCAUCUCGCUGAGUUCUCAUGGUUGCUCAACAUCCUUCUCAAGCACAAUCCAAACUCUUCAGGGCACCCCUUCUUCAGUUGUCACAAAACAUUUGGAGACUUCAAAAAGGGAUGAUCAAAUAGAGCCUGAAAUUUUGGUUAAACCCAUGGGAACUUUGUCGCAGACGUUUGUAGCAGAUGGAGAGCUAAGUAACCUUCAGAGGCACAGUUCUCUUGAUUCUGGUUCCCAUCAAAAGCAGACAGAAAAGUAUGACAGUGACACACCGGCCAAAACUAUUGGCAGAUUUUCCGUUGUCAGCACACAAGAUGAAUUAACUCUGGCAUCACCCCAGUGCUUAAGAUAUUCUGCACCUCCAGAUGUCUACUUGGAUGAGCUUCCUUCCAGCCCUGAUUUGAAGAUAGCUGUCCGACGUGUGCAAACAGCAUCUUCAAUUGAAGUUGGAGUGGGUGAGCCUAUAUCUAGUGAUUCAGGGGAUGAAUGCCUCCGACGAAAGCCCUCCAUCCAGAAGCAGUCCUCUCUGCCCAGUAGCAGCACAGCCAGUGACUUCAUGAAGAAAGCAGCUGCAGCCCUCUUACACCGAUCAGGGAAGACUGGAUCUCUGGGCUCUGAUUCUCCUAGUAAAAGCCAAGGAAUGAAAAUCCCAACCAUUAGUGUGACCUCUUUCCAUUCCCAGUCCUCCUAUGUGAGCAGUGACAAUGACUCUGAAUUCGAAGAUGCUGACAUUAAAAAGGAGCUGCAAAGUCUGAGAGAGAAACACCUGAAAGAGAUCUCAGAGCUGCAAACUCAGCAGAAGAAUGAAAUAGAAGCUUUGUACCUGCGCCUGGGGAAACCCUUACCUCCCAACGUGGGGUUUUUUCAUACCGCCCCCCCAAGUGGUCGGAGAAGAAGGACAAGCAAAAAUAAAUUAAAAGCUGGGAAGCUGUUAAAUCCUCUGGUGCAGCAGUUAAAGAGUGUGGCAUCCAAUACAAGUAACUUGUCAGACUGCAGAGGUUCUCCCUCUAAAGACACCACUAAAGCACGGCCUGGUUCCACUGCAAUCACUUCCUCAGCUUCAGGCACGUUCGGAAAGGCAGUACAGACACAGCAACCCUGCUCUGUCAAAGCCUCCCUGUCUUCUGACAUCUGUUCCGGGUUAGCCAGUGAAGGAGGUGGAGCUCAAGGCCAAGGCUGGACGGUUUACCACCAAACGUCUGAGAGAGUGACCUAUAAAUCUAGUAGCAAACCUCGUACCAGAUUCCUCAGUGGACCUGUGUCUUUGUCCAUCUGGUCCACCCUGAAACGUCUAUGCCUAGGCAAAGAGCACAGUAGUAGAUCUUCUACCACCAGUCUGGUAACAGGUCCUGAGCCAGUGCCCCCAGCCACUCUGCAAGUCCAGGCACAAGUCAAUAAUAGCAACAACAAAAAAGGAACGUUCACGGAUGAUUUGCACAAGCUAGUGGAUGAAUGGACAAGCAAAACCGUGGGAGCUGCUCAGACAAAACCUUCCCUAAACCAACUGAAACAGAACCAGAAAAGGCAAGAUAUGGAACCCCGCGCAAACCCUGCCCAGGCACAAAACGAGGCACGUGGCGUAAGUGGUGGUCUUUGGGGAAGACAAUGUGGCAAGGGGUCAGAGGGCCAAGGGAGAGCCUGUUCUUGUCUGGAACGGGUCUUAGAAAGUAGUGAUGCCUUCUUAUUGAAUGGCAUCCACCUCACUGGGUUGCAGAGAACUGCACGGUGGUGUCCUAUGUCUCUGAAACCAAUUCUCUAAGAUAUGCUGUCAUUUGUAAUCUCUUGCUUGCAUAAUGCUAACCUAUUCCAAUUCCUGAGAGUGUUUGCUGAUGUAUAAUUAAUUUUGCUUAACCUGCUCAACCUCUCUAGACCAUGAUUUCCAUUAGUUCUACUGCAUGACCUGUUCAUGAAAGAACUUGACUCCUAUGAAAUCCCUUUGACUUCUAUGAUUCUGUGACUUCAGAUCUGUGUGGUCUGCAAACCAAGUGACCUUUAGUGGCCCAAAGUUCUUCUUUUCCUGGCUACAUGUAAUUCUCAGCAUUGCUUAAAUUUUAAAAUAUAUUGAGCUUCCGCGCUGAUAAACAUUUACAACAAUCAUUUGCAGGAACCGUUGGCUACUAUAUACAUCUCUGCUAUCUUCCUUCUGUCCUUCUCUCCCAUUUUAGUCCAAUGUAUCAUGAAAGACCUGUUUAUGUAGCACAUCUAGAAAAAAUCAGGUUCAAGGAAAUUUUAUCCCCAAAGAUUCCAAUCAGUAAUCUUUUAUUAAGCACCCAUCAUGUGCAAGACACUUUAGAUACAGAGACAAGAAAAAGUCUCAUCCCAAGGAGCUUACAUUCUAGGGGUGAGCCUUCAAGAAUCACACUUCAGGGAUUAAGCCUGAACUUGGUGAAGAAAAAGCCCAAGAUGGUGUAUCUUCUAUCAACCUUUUUUGCCCAAUGUGCUUCCCUCUUGGGUUAAGAUAACACAGCUUAGUGUGAAUAGCAAUGGCUUAGCUUCAGUAAUAGUUUCUGGUUGUGACUCCAAAGUGGGUUCACUCUAAGGUUAACAUUGUCCAUUUACAUAGAUUCUCUUCCCCCCAACCCCCCACCUUCACCAUUCAAUUUCCACACCCUGAAUGGAGAAUAAUUCUCUCCCUUCUUCCUGGGCAAUAAGUAUGGGUAGGGGUUAUGCAUGUUACUAAUUAGCUCAAGAAGUAUUUUAUUCAUCCAUCCUCUGCCCCAACCCAUCCAAAACAUCCAAGCAAAUCCAAGCAAAAGAAAGGUCACUUUAGUAUAUUGUUCUGUAUGUGAAUAGCCUUUACAAUGGAUGAUAAACAUGAGGGUUUGUUUUUCUGAUUCUUUAAGGGUACUAUAAUAGAUACAUGAAUGGUUAAUUGACUUCAUUUGCCAGAUGCAGUGAGACCCACUUAUGUUUCCUCUUACAAUUAGAAUUAUCAUUGAAAAGCCAUCCUUGAUGCCCAGAGUAUCUUGAUAAGUUCUCCAGCUUAUCCCUCCUUUGUCUCCUCAACCCUUUGGGGAAUCCUGUAAAAGAGACUAUGUGUAUUUGGAAAGUGGGCUCAUUUCAAAAGCCAGCAGCUCUUCCAAAGUAUACUGACCUUUUCCAUUCAUCCACAAGUAGAUGGGGUAACCCUCCCCACACAAUUCCUCCACCAAACUCAUCAGUUAUCCUGUCUUUAGGCAAGAAGAUGCUUGCCUAAAGGAGAGUGGCAAGCAAUGAUCUAUGGAAAGAGAAAAGUUAAUUGGAUCUAAAAAUAUUUUAGAACUUGAUCUUAGGAACUCAAAAGAGAGUGUUUCCUAUUUGGUUUUAAGGUAGUAAGAUCAAGAAAUCUCUUGAUUUUUCUAAUAGGAUUUUAAAAUUAUUAUUUGUCCAAUAUAAAUGUGAAGUGAUGACUCCCAGUCUUUCAUAAGAGGCAACCAAAACCCCUUUUGGUGGAUAGAUGCUGACCUCUCUGGAUAAGAUCACCUAGCCAGGAGUAAUUUAGGUGACAUAAAAAAAAUUAUAACAAUAAAAUUGCGUUUUUUUAAAAGUAUGACCUGACUAGAGGAUAUGACCAUUGCUUCUGCCCAAGUCUCCUUCUCUGAAGAGAGUUUUCGGGAAGGAAGUGAAAGUAAAGAGCAUUUAAAAAGACAAAAAAGAAAGUUAAGAGCAGGCACCUAGAGACUGCCCCAUAAACCAUAAACUGUUUCUUCAUGUAAGCUUGAGUCUGAAAUUCAUGUUCAGCAGAUUCAUUUCCAUACUUUUUUGUAUAUUUCCUUGUUUUGUUUUUACUUAUUUUCUUAGUAAAAGCACUUUCUGAAAAACUCCUGCAGUGAUUGAACUGAAAAGGCAAGAGUCUUCUCUUACACCUUAAUCUGUGUCACAAGGAGGACCAGUGUGCUAAGGGUGGGAUGGUGACAUAUCAACUUCCAGGCACAAAGUGAGGAGGCCCUGGACCUGGUGGCUGUUAUGAAAAGAAAGGAGGAGAGAGAGAGAGAUUCAGCAUUUCAAAGGAAGGAAAAUCAGAGACUGAACAGAUAAGAGUGCAGAAGAGUCAAUACUAAAUUCAAAGUCAAGGUUUGAGCCUGAAGGAAAGGUAGAGAGAUCAAGAAACCAGCAAAAAGAGUAUCAAGUCAGAUGUUGAAAAUAAUUUCUCUGUACUGGAGCUAUUCUAUUAGUAAAUCCCAGGACUUUGGCAAAAUACUGCUUCAGUUUACCUAAAAAAGUAAUUUUCUCAAUACCUGGGCUCAAAUCUUUAUAUCUUGCUGAAUUCUAACUCUAAAGUAAAUUUUUAGUCUUUUGCCAGGGUUGUGUGCUUAUUUUUGUCACUCAAAGAGAACCAGGAAGUCCUUAAGGCAUUCUCUAUUAUCUACUGCCCCAAAGAUCAUCUAAGAAGAAGACAGAAAGAGUCCAGCCAUGUUGUUAGAUAAUAACAACUAUCAUCACCAUUACUUUUCCUCCUACUCCAAGAAAUGGGAACAUUUGAGAUAGGACAGGUCAAUAACAUAUGUCCACAUUAUUCACUAUGGCUCCCUUGAGCCAUCAGCAGGUAUUUUAAGAUCCUACUUUGUAUUCAAACUGUGAUUUAGCACUGUGGCUGAUAUAGAAAUAUAAAAUACAGUCCCUUUCCUCAAGGGCUUACAAUUUAGUUAGGAGUAUGACUAAUAUAUAAAACCUUGAAAAAUCUUGAGCUAGAAAAAAAUUAAAUGUUUGGAUGAUCCACAUACACAUCUGAAGGUUCUGAAUCAUUUUCCUUUCAAAAGAUUCUAUAGAAUAGACUAUAUAGAAGGACUAGAAGGAGAAGAAGAAAAAAUUGUAAGUUUUAAUAAUGGACUUUUCAGGUAUUCUUGGACUAAAGUCCAUAUCCAUCUCUAAUUUUCAUCCUGAACACAUUCCCCAAUCACAGCUUUACAGGGAAGCCAGUCUAACUCUUGGGCCAUUCAGAGUAUUAGAUGGAUGUGGGAAAAGCUAUUGGAAUAUGGUAUGAAAUCAGGUUCUCCACCAAUAAGAACACUUUUUCUUAGAGCCCUUCUUUGAACAUGUGUUCCAGUUUACUGCCACUUCAGUACAAGACAAUGCCUGACUUGAAAACAAUCCAUGUGGACAAACAAUACUCAGAGUUGUUACUUUAUGUUCCCUUGUGAAAAAUCAUGGAGUUGAUAAAAAAAAAACCAGUAGGUUCAGAAGGAAGAAAAAAAAUCCAAAAAGGCCAUGGAAUCAGCAUUGGGUGCCUAUGCUGGGGGAUGGGGUGCAGAAAUUUCAAUAGUUGAGUGAUUCUUAUUUCUACCCCAAAAUAUCUUACCCUCUACUGACUAAAUGGCCAUACCUCAUUUUUAAUGCUGCCUGUAAUGUCCUCAUUUGGCAGCCCUUUGGCUUUGUUUGUUUUAAGAAAAUGAAUAGUCCAUGACCCUCUCUGAGGACAUAUGGGUUAUUUACACUUGAGUGUCAUAUCCAUUACUUGACUUUUCUCCUAUAAAGUGGUGGAACCAAGUUCCUUAACUUGGGGUCUGUGAAUUUGGUUUUAUUUCAGAGGUGGCUUUUGGCCAAGGUGGACUUCAGAAGACAUAAUUAAAUGGAGAUUUUUAUGUCUCACAUGACCAGUUCCUCCCAUAUAAACCAGAACUUUGGCUAAAAAUUUUUUUAGUAAAAUUUAAAAAAAAUUUUUUCAACUAAAAAGGGUUCGUUCUCAUUCUCUCUCCUCCCUCAUAACAAACACAAGCCCUUUGUAAUAAAUAUCUGUAGUGAAGCAAAACAACUUCCCAUAUUGACUCUGUACAGAAAUCAUUUGUGUAUGCACUGUCAUAGGCUAAAGUAGACUACAAGGUCUUUGAGGGUAGGGACAGCUUUAAUUUUGUCUUUCUGUCUCCAAUGCCUGGAAUACAAUAAGGGCAUAAAUGCUUUUUGAACUUAACAACUGAACAAACAUUAUGUUUGGUUACAAUAAAAUUUUAUUCUAUAUCAAAUUCAUCACCUCUCUGUGAGGUCUCUUAUAGUUCCUCUAAAAUUGUGAUUGAUCAUUGUGUUGAUUAGAGCCUUUCAAAAGUAUAUUUUUAUAAUGUUGACAUUAAAGUCAUUUUAUUGUUUUCCUGGUUCUAAUCACUUAAUGCUAUAUCAUUUCAUAGAGUUCUUCCCCAGAUGCUCUGAAACCAUUUCUUAAAUUGUUUCUUAUAGUAGCACAAUAGUAUUUCAUUAUAUUCAUAUGCUGUAAUUUGUUUGGUCAUUCCCCCAAAUGAUGGACACCUCCUUAGUUUCUGGUUCUUUUCCAGUACAAAAAGAGUUAUACCUUUUCUUCUUUUUUGAUCUCCUUUGCCUGUUUUCCUGCAGGCACAAUACAUUUGUCAUGUUCCCUUUUUCCUCACUCUUAUGGAUGUGAGGUAGAACCUCAGAGCUGCUUAAUUUGUAUUUCCUUAAUUGUUAAUGAUUUGGGGCAUGUUGUUGCUGUUGAUAGCUUAGGGCUUCUUCCCUUGAGAUAGUCUGUUCAUCUCCUUUGGUCAUUAUAAAUUAGGGGUAUAGCUUUUACAGAACACACACAUACACCCAGCCAUCUUAUGGCUGAUCUCUAAGCUAGUUUCCAAUAUUAAGCUCAAAUAAAGUAGUUCUCCAAAAGCAGUCAAGUGGUGCUUUGUAACUCACUGACACACAGCUGGAUGACUAAACCAUUCAAUUUUAAGUGUACAUAAGAGUCAGGGUUUUUGUUUUUUUUGUGUGUGUGUCAAGACCAUCUACAACCCACCACAAAUGCCCUAAGGUUAUUCUAGAACAUGGGGUUGGCUGGUUCAUUCUGUUCUGUUAACUUGAGGUGCUUUCUUAUCUCCUGAACCCAAAAUGAUAGGAUUUUGCAGAAACUUUAAAACUUUUGCAUCAACAUCUGAGUCAGGUGACAAAAUUCUUUGGGUAACUUUUUAAACUGGAAGGUCAUCCCCUUUUUUGUGGUUGAAUUGGCCUUCAGACUUGAGGCCCUUUGUGUGGGAGAGACCUUUAAGUUAACCUUUUGUGUUCAGAGAACUGUUGGCCAACAAUGGAGAUUAGACUUGACACUAAUAGAACUUUCUUGGUUCUCCUCCUUGAGAAUAAAGAUCCUGGACAUUUCAGGUGAAAUAGUUAGCUUCUUAAAAUCCCUGGAGAAGCUCUCUUGAAAUUCCUGAACAGGCUUAUGAGUAACUUAUGAGUUAAGAGGAAAAGGAUGGUGUGAUGGUUCUUGUUCCCUACUCCUCAACCCCAAGUCCUGGUUGAGUGGCUGAAUCAUUAGAAGGCACCAGAUUCUAAGCAUGGUUCAAUGACUGCUUUCUCUUAGGGACAGAGCUGUCUGCCUGGCAGGUUCCUAAAGACUUCCCAGCAUUGAAGCAAACCUAUUGUGUUGACCCUGGCCAGUCAACCUAAGCAUAAUCCUUCUGCGUGUCUUUGUGUU
This is a messenger RNA of Monodelphis domestica (gray short-tailed opossum), 12988 nucleotides long. NCBI's taxonomy places the organism in Eukaryota, Metazoa, Chordata, Mammalia, Didelphimorphia, Didelphidae. The record is from RefSeq and is a predicted model, not a curated record.